AUGUACCUCUUAACUAUCACUGGAAACAUUAUCAUCAUAACUAUUGCACUGACAGACAGACUUCUCAAUAGCCCAAUGUAUUUUUUCAUUGGCAACUUGUCUUUCAUUGAAAUGAUGUAUACAUCUGUUACAAUUCCCAAACUCCUAGCUCUUUUAAUUGGAAAAAGUAAUUCCAUAUCAUUAAAUGGCUGUCUCACUCAGUUUUUUUUCUUCUUUUCAUUAGGGUCAGCUGAAUGUUUUCUUCUAGCAGUCAUGUCAUAUGACCGCUAUUGUGCAGUUUGCAACCCAUUGCUCUAUAAUCUUAUUAUGAGUAGACCUUUAUGUUGCUACCUAGUCUUGGCUUGUUGGCUAGGAGGCAUCUUUCCAAAUUUGUUUCCUACUGUUUUACUUAGUCAUCUUAACUUCUGUGACAGAUAUAUUCAACAUUUCUUUUGUGAUCUUUCUCCUAUUUUACAAUUAUCAUGUUCCAAUACUAACAGACUGCAGACUUUAAAUUUUCUCACUGCCUCUGCAAUAGUUUUGUUUUCCUUUUCUUUGACCCUUUGGACAUAUAUCCGUAUUAUAAUGACUAUACUCACAAUUCAAUCCAAAACUGGUAAAUUUAAAACUUUUUCCACUUGUGCUUCUCAUCUGACUGUUGUUAUCAUAUUCUUUGGGGCUGUGGCUUUAGUUUAUGUUAGACCUAAUGCUAGCAAAGAUUUUGAAUUAAAUAAAGCACUGUCUGUUGUUUAUAUAGUUCUAACCCCUGUAGUUAACCCCCUUAUUUAUAGUUUUCGUAACAAAGAUGUAAAGCGUGCAAUAAAGAAACUCAUUUUGCAAGAACGUUAACAACAUUACAAAUACAGGAUUAUUAUUGAAGGUGUAAA
Molecule: messenger RNA, 866 nt
Organism: Rana temporaria (common frog)
Lineage: Eukaryota; Metazoa; Chordata; Amphibia; Anura; Ranidae
Product: olfactory receptor 6M1-like
Exons: 1
Coding region: 1-828 (275 amino acids)
Biological process (GO): G protein-coupled receptor signaling pathway
Cellular component (GO): membrane
Molecular function (GO): G protein-coupled receptor activity; olfactory receptor activity
Source: RefSeq, a predicted model, not a curated record